Molecule: messenger RNA, 3633 nt
Organism: Alosa alosa (allis shad)
Lineage: Eukaryota; Metazoa; Chordata; Actinopteri; Clupeiformes; Clupeidae
Gene: trib3
Product: tribbles pseudokinase 3
Exons: 4
Coding region: 981-2039 (352 amino acids)
Biological process (GO): protein phosphorylation; positive regulation of proteasomal ubiquitin-dependent protein catabolic process; regulation of MAP kinase activity
Cellular component (GO): nucleus
Molecular function (GO): ATP binding; protein kinase activity; mitogen-activated protein kinase kinase binding
Source: RefSeq, a predicted model, not a curated record
GGGGCUAAGAUGUUGCAAUCAUUCUCUGUACAGCAUCAUCAAGUUGGUUCGCUGUAACAGAGAAAGGAUAUUAGAAGUCGUCCCACAAUUGAGAUCACACAGUCGGACGGUCAGGCGGAGGGGGCUCGUCUGAUUUGUAUUCUUAACCCCAAAGGGACUGUACUUGUUAUCCAAAGGAUUUCAUAACAGGUGACCUAAGGGAGCGCAUUUGUUUUUCGUUCAACUUUUUGUCAGACUCUCCAUUCUGAUCCUGGCGCGUCCACGACUUUGGAGCCAUUUACCUUCGCACCCACAAGUUUGCGUUUUCUUGCCUCACCAUUACCUUGUCAGCACUGCAGUGUACAGGUCACCAUCUACGUUUCGAAUUUCACUCCGAGAGUAACAAUCUUUGUAUUAUUUCGAGAGACCCCUCUUCAGUAAUCACCACGACUUCAAGCAACAGAGCAGAGAACCCCACUAACUUGUUUUGGACACGCAAGCAGUCAUUCAGCGGGAAUAUUGUGCUAGCCAGCCGGGGAACAAAGACGUCUGAAAGAACAGAAGUGAAUACCGCUAACUUAUUGCCGCCAACCUGACUGGUUUAGUAAUCGACAAGGACUAAUUUCUGUUUUGGAUUAGAAAAUAGACACGGCGUCGGAGUUUGUCUACAAACGCUCACUCUGAAGUUAUCAUCAAACAAUACACAGCCAGUGGUGAUCCCACAAGUUACUGUACGUUAAAUGGCCAAGUAGUAUGAAGAUAGAUUGGGGAGUCUCUUUAAACUUACGACCCAAGCUAUCACUUCGUUAAGACAAAUCCGUUAUAUUUUUGGAGCGGCCCUGGCAACCUUACUUAAAAACUUUUUGUUGGAUAUUUUUCCCAAUAUUUCGGCGUACCUGGCAGAGAAUGAGCUUUUGACAAGUUGGCCCGAAUUGAGCUGACUUGCCAUUGUUCUCUGUUUUGGAGAGGAACGGAUCCCUUUGUCUUCCUACUCAAGCGAGAUGAGCGUAAACCUCACAACUCCCACUCUCCCUUUGCGCCUGAAACGAGUGGACUUUGAAGAACCUCACGACCCUGACGCCUUCAAAUGCAAGCGCCCCAGACUGAGCCAGCCCCCCUCCCCUGGCCUUGCCCCCUGCCUCCGGCCCCUGUCUCAGAGCCAUGGCCCCCCAGGCCCCGAAAAGCACUGCGUCUCCCACAUCGGUCCCUACGUCCUGCUGGAGUUAACAGAAGGCACUCAGACCUACAGAGCUGUGCAUCGCGUCACAGAGCAGGAGUACACCUGCAAGGUGUUCUGUAUGAGGAAAUAUCAGGAGCUUAUUGCACCAUACAUGCGACUGUGUCCCCACGACAACAUCUGCCGCAUCUCAGAGAUCAUCACCGGCGAGCACAACGUCUACGUCUUCUUUGAGCGUAACUAUGGCGACAUGCACUCGUACGUGCGCACGUGCAAGCGGCUGCCGGAGGACGAGGCAGUGCGUCUGUUCUCCCAGAUGGCCACGGCGGUCUCACACUGUCACGAACACGGCGUAGUGCUCAGAGACCUCAAACUGCGCAAGUUUGUCUUCACUGACCCCCAAAGAACCAAGCUGGUCCUGCAGAACCUGGAGGACUCGUGCCUGCUGCAGGGCGAGGACGACUCCCUGACGGACAAACACGGCUGCCCGGCCUACGUGGGGCCGGAGAUCCUCAACUCGCGCCACUCGUACUCAGGGAAGGCGGCCGACGUGUGGAGCCUGGGCGUGGUCCUCUACACCAUGCUGGUGGGCCGCUACCCCUUCCAGGACGUGGAGCCGGCCGCGCUCUUCAGCAAGAUCCGCCGCGGCGCCUUCACCAUCCCAGAGGCGCUCUCGGCACGCGCCCGCUCACUCGUCUGCUGCAUGCUCCGCAAGGCGCCCGCCGAGAGGCUGGAGGCCUCCGACAUCCUCGUGCACCCGUGGCUGCUGUGCGGGGGCGGUGGCGCAGCUCCCUCGGUGCCUCCUCACCUCAGCUCCAGGAACUGCGUUGACCAGGUGGUCCCCGACUCGGGGUGCGGCGAGGACAGCGGAGACUACCUUUGAAGAAAGAACUUGAAAUGACUUAAAAAAAACCCACAAAAGACAGUCCUGUCCCUGCUGCUCUCCCCUAGCCUCAGAGGAGAAUGACUUUGUAGUGUUCUCUCCCCUCGGCACCGGUCUCCUCUGGUGCUUCCCCUCCCGAGAGGGAACAAGGGAGGUGGGGGAUUGCAUCAGAGGCUAUGUGAAGGUCAGGGCUAGAGAGAGGAGGAGGAGGAGGAGGAGGAGGAGGUGGAUUCCUCAGCUCAGCCACUGCUGCACAUCGCUCCGUGUCAGGCCGUGAGUGAUGUGUGAGCUGGCCUGUCAGGUACUAAAGCUUUUUUUUUGGGGGGGGGGGGGGGGGUGAUUGCAGGCAGCAUCUGCAGCAGAGAAAAGAAAAGUGUUCCUGACUCGAGGCUGCCUGACCCAUGCGUCCCCCACCCACCCCCCACACCACUAAAAAAAGUAGUUCAAUAUUUCACUUUUUAUGACGUCUGUGUGCUAGUCAGAAUAGGGUAGCCAAAAAAGGCUUCGGAACAAAACGAAAACAAAAAAGUCACUUGGCUGGUGUUCUGGUGCAUGAGCAGCCACAGAAGCAGGUUUUCCAGACUUCAGUCGUAAUCCACAGAUGUUUUGUGAAAAUGCAUUACGUUCGGCAGUAUUCUCACAGAGUUCUGAGAAGCUUUGAUUUCAUUGGUUGUUAAACACACUGAAUUGUUAGUUAGUCUCAGUUUGACUCAGCUGUUAAAAAGAACUUGCAAAAUCUGAGACAGCUGUCAGAUACCUCCUUAAACUUGAAUCCUGGAAUACUUGAUGCACAAUUUGUGCCUUUUUUUUGUUAUUAUUGUUUGCGUUGUUUUACAGUUUACAUAAUUUGCAGUGGAUACAAGUAUCCGUAUCUGACCAGUCAAAGUGCCUUUUUCAGUUGGAUAGUUGACAUUUAUUUUUCCUCCUAUUCACCUGUCUUGAUGAAUGGAGUGAAAUACUUAACCAAAGACUGAUCACUUUCCUCAGUCCCAACUCAGACUGACUUCAGUGUAGCUCUUUUGAAGAUCUGUCUUUGUUUUUCCUUGUGAAGGGUUUAAUUAUAGUUCUGUAUUCUUUUGAAAGUUAAUAUAAUUCUGUAUUCUGUACAAAACAAAACCUUUUUUUUUUAUCUGAAGACUUUGUGAUAUUGUAGCCAUUUUGGUGCGCAUGAUGACUUGCUCUCAGAUUUGCUGUUCAAUUCAGCAAUGACUUGGGACUUACACUGUCUAUUAUGUAUGCAUAGUGGAAAAAGGGUUUCAUCCCUCAAGGAUACAGUGCUCUAGUUUUCCCCAUUACAGCAACUUUCCAUUGGUUGGUAAAAUGGUGUAACUAGAAUCUGUUCAGCAGAACAAAGGCAUUACAGUACAUUUGUUGUCUGUGGUGAUGCCAGCAUGCAACUCUUGAGCCCUUAAGAUGUCCAUUGAAACCAUAAACCUUUUUUUUGAAACUGUAAAUACUUUUGUUUUGUUUUCUAAAAUCACAAAAACACUACAUACUUUUGUUCCCCAUGUUUCUUCAAGUGGAUGUAUUUUUAGGAAGAAAGGUAUUUCAUUAGUGCCAGUAAAAUAAAAAAAAUAAAAAAUCAAAUGCAGUA